AUGGUCCGCGUCAAACACCGCUAUCUUCUAGUCGAGAUCCUCUACCCCGAUCCAUCCUCCAGUCCGUCUUUAUCUACAACCACAUCCCUCAAAAACCACGGCCAACGAUCACAACUACGAAUUCACGCGCCCACAUCCGAUGCCCUAACGCCCAGCCUGUUAGCGAAACUUGUCCGCGACGAAGUCGCCCAGAUGUAUGGCGACUGGGGGAUCGGUAGACUCGGCGGGGUUGGCGCUGGUGGUGUUAGCGUAAAAUAUCUCUCCCCCGCAACCUCAACUGCCAUUAUCCGCUGCCCGCGCGCAUCAUACCGCCUCGUUUGGACGGCUCUCACAUAUAUCUCCCGCGUUCCGGACCUGGCCGAUGGGAGCGCGGGGAGGUCAAAGCGACUGGACCUUGCUAACCUGAGCAGGCCGUGUGUGUUUCGGGUGGUUAGGGUGUCGGGGACGAUUAAGAAGGCGGAGGAGGAGGCUGUCCGCAGGGCGCGCAGGGAGAUUGUCAGGCUUAGGGGGCAGGAAGAGAUUGGUGUUCUUGGGGGCUUGGUUGGUGGGCUUGAGAAAAAUAUUGAGAGGGGAAGGGAGAGGGUCGAGGCCGAUGAUAUGGACAUUGAUGUGGAUGUGGAUAGCGACGAUGAUUGA
This is a messenger RNA of Aspergillus mulundensis, 636 nucleotides long. Its product is annotated as Rpp14/Pop5 family protein. Gene Ontology annotation, cellular component: ribonuclease P complex. The record is from RefSeq and is a predicted model, not a curated record. The coding region runs from base 1 to 636 and encodes 211 amino acids. NCBI's taxonomy places the organism in Eukaryota, Fungi, Ascomycota, Eurotiomycetes, Eurotiales, Aspergillaceae. The transcript is spliced from 2 exons. Gene Ontology annotation, biological process: tRNA 5'-leader removal.